Molecule: messenger RNA, 861 nt
Organism: Arachis ipaensis
Lineage: Eukaryota; Viridiplantae; Streptophyta; Magnoliopsida; Fabales; Fabaceae
Source: RefSeq, a predicted model, not a curated record
AUGUACAUCCUGUUAGCGGUUGAUUACGUAUCAAAGUGGGUAGAACCGAUACCUACCUGUCUUGAUGACGCUAAUACCAUAGUUUCUUUCAUUAGAAACAAUAUUGUAUGCCACUAUGGGUCACCACGAGUAAUCGUAAGCGACCAAGGUUUUCACUUUUGUAACAUGAAGGUAGAAGCACUACUCAAGAGGUAUGGGGUACUACACAAGGUUGCAACCGCUUAUCACCUCCAAACCAAUGGGCAAGCGGAGGUGUCCAACCGAGAGAUUAAGCGAAUUUUGGAGAAAGUGGUGAGUCCACAAAGGAAGGACUGGAUCUCUCGGUUGGGAGAUGCAUUGUGGGCAUAUAGGACGGCCUAUAAGACCCCGUUAGGGAUGAGUCCCUUUCGAAUCAUCUAUGGAAAAGCAUGCCACCUCCCGGUUGAAAUUGAGCAUAGGGCCUAUUGGGCAGUUAAGCAGUGUAACAUGGACAUCACCAAAGCAGGUAUAGCCAGAAAAUUGCAAUUGGAUGAGGUUGAAUGUCUUAGAAUGGAGGCAUAUGAGAAUGCUCGGAUCUACAAAGAAAAGACUAAAGCAUUCCAUGACCACCAUAGCCGGAAGAAGGAUUUUCAAGAAGGAGAUGAAGUUCUCCUAUACAACUCGAGGCUUAGAUUCAUGACCGGGAAGCUCCGUUCAAGGUGGGAUGGUCCCUUUAGAGUGAAGAAGGUAAAACCCUAUGGUGUGGUCGAAUUAUUCCACCCUCAAGGUGGUGCAACAUUCAAAGUGAACGGCCACAAGGUAAAGAGGUAUCAUGGCUACAAGUCACCAUGGGAAGUGGAGGUGUUUCUACUUGAGGAUGCACCAGAAGGAGGAAAAGCUUAA